UCUUUUUGCCCAUUGUUGAAUUUAUUUUGGAACUUGCGCCGGAAUCUUCUCGUAGACCAAAUAAUGGGUAAAGGAAAGAAGCAAAAAGAAAAGAAAGUAGUCUCCUUAGCAGAGUUCAACGCCUCCAUGGGACUCGACCCACUUAAACCACUAGAACUUCAGUCUUUACCUACCGCACCUAAAGGGGACAAUUCCGAGAAUCAAAGAGACUUUAGCAAAGUACGAAGAGAAGGUGGACGUGGUUUUAGAAAGGAAGAUGAAAGUGGAGAUGGAAGAAGAAAACCAACGGAAAGAAAGGAAGCAAAUGGCUUUAGAGACCUGGAUUGGUCACAAGCUCGUCAAGGAAAACCAGUAGAAAAGGAAGCUGACCUUAGAAGAAGAGCUCCAACAAAUAGAGACGUGGACUUUUCAUCUGCCAGACAAGGUUCACAAGUAAUAGGAGAAGAUGCAGUAGAAGCAAAACCAAGACAAUUAGAUAAGAAGGGUGAACGUGUUGUCGACCGAGACUUUGCACUUCGUCGCCGAGAAGUGACCGAUGACGACUCUAAACAAGAGAAAGAUUUUUCCAACCUUCGAAAGAAAGAACCCAUUUCACAAGUUCAGAGAGAUAGUAACUCUAGUGAAAGAGAAGUUGACUUUAGUUCUGUUCGUAGUGGUGCUAGUGUUAUUGAAUCUGUAACGGAUUCCUUUCAGCCCAAGAAGAAUAGAGAAGUCGACUUUGGUAAUGUUCGAAAAAUGGCUCAACCCAUUGCACAAUCAGUCCGCGAUACUUCAGAGAGGAAUGCCAAUGUUGAUUUUUCAAACGCUCGCAGUGGAAGUCACGUUAUUGCUUCCGUUUCUGCCAACCGACAACUACGUUCGGAAGACAGUCAAGCGAAAGAUCACAAACCAGAGAGCAAACGGUCUUCACAAAAUAGACCACAGAGCGGUUCAAGAGACGUAGAUUUUUCAAAACUUCGUAUUCGUGAAUAGACGGUUUUUGAAACAUUGCGCUAUCAAAGUUUCAAUUCUGAAGAGAACGCGGGAAAGUUCAGUUGUAUAGCUUUGUGACGGACAAACAUAUCAACGAAAUACCAAUCAUUAGCAGCAAUAGUUACAAAAGACUCGAAAGACGCUUUAUAAAAUUUGGAGACUUUGGGCCUCUUUUGUUGUCGGGUGCUUGACUCGGAAUGAGUGGGAGGUAUUCAACAC
This is a messenger RNA of Galdieria sulphuraria, 1191 nucleotides long. RefSeq lists its product as uncharacterized. NCBI's taxonomy places the organism in Eukaryota, Rhodophyta, Bangiophyceae, Galdieriales, Galdieriaceae. The record is from RefSeq and is a predicted model, not a curated record. The transcript has 2 exons. Bases 64 to 972 code for a protein of 302 amino acids.